AUGACUGCUCCAGCAGUGACCGAUGUAUCCCAGAUCUAUGAUACUAUUUUAAUUCUUGAUUUUGGGUCUCAAUACACUCACUUGAUCGCUCGUCGUAUUCGAGAAUUGGGUGUCUACUGUGAGCUGCAAGCUUGCACUGUCAAGAUGGCUGACAUCAAGUUCAAACCAAAAGGCGUCAUCUUAUCUGGAAGUCCUUACUCUGUCUACGAUCACGAUGCUCCUCACGUAGAUCCAGCUGUCUUUGACUUAAGUGUCCCAAUUCUCGGUAUCUGCUAUGGUCUGCAGGAAAUAGCUCAAGUAAAAGGAGCAAAAGUAGGCUCCUCAACAAAACGUGAAUAUGGAAAAGCUGAUCUCCAUAUAUCACACGAACAACCAUCACAACUAUUUACUGGCUUCUCACCUGCCGAUAAACAUAUAACUGUGUGGAUGAGCCAUGGUGAUAAGGUCGAUUCCCUACCUCCUGGUUUCCGUGUUAUUGCCACCACCUCAACUUCUGAUUUCGCUGCUAUUGAUAACGAGGAAGAACGUAUUUGGGCAAUCCAAUUCCAUCCUGAAGUAUCACACACACCACGUGGAACUGAGCUAUUGCAAAACUUUGUGUGUGGUAUUUGUCAUGCUGAUGCAUCAUGGACAAUGACAUCCUUUGUAGACAAGGAAAUUGAACGUAUUCGUUCCAUCGUUGGACCAACUGCUCAAGUUAUUGGUGCUGUGUCUGGUGGGGUUGAUUCAACUGUUGCUGCUAGGCUCUUGACUUUGGCUAUUGGUGAUAGAUUCCAUGCCAUAUUGGUCGACAAUGGCGUCAUGAGACUAGACGAAUGCACCAAUGUCUUAAAAACACUUCAAGAAGGAUUGGGAAUAAAUGUUCAUUUGGCUGAUGCUGCUGAUCUCUUCCUUGGUAGACUCAAAGGAGUCACAGAUCCAGAAAAGAAGCGCAAAAUCAUUGGAAACACUUUCAUCGAAGUCUUUGAAGAAAAUUCAACACGUAUUGAAAAGCUAGUUGAACAAGAGGGCAGAGGCAAAGUUGAAUUCUUGUUACAAGGGACUUUGUAUCCGGAUGUAAUUGAGUCGAUAUCGUUUAAGGGACCUUCUGCUACCAUUAAGACUCAUCAUAACGUUGGUGGUCUAUUGGAUGACAUGAAACUUAAACUUAUUGAACCAUUACGAGAACUCUUUAAAGAUGAAGUCAGAGCACUCGGCAAAAUCCUGCAACUGGAUGAUGACCUUGUAUGGAGACAUCCGUUCCCAGGUCCUGGAAUUGCUAUUCGUAUUUUGGGAGAAGUGACAAAGGAGCAAGUUGAUAUUGUUCGUCAUGCUGAUCAUAUUUACAUUGAAGAGAUCAAGAAGGCUGGUUUAUAUCGACAGAUAUCUCAAGCAUACGCUGCCCUACUACCAAUUCGAUCUGUUGGUGUCAUGGGUGAUAAGAGAACAUAUGAGCAAGUCAUUGCUCUUCGUGCUGUUGAAACCAGAGAUUUCAUGACUGCAGAUUGGUUUGAAUUCCCAUACGACAUACUCAAAAGGAUAUCAUCUCGUAUUAUAAACGAGGUUGCUGGUGUGAAUCGUGUUGUUUAUGAUGUUUCGUCGAAACCACCAAGUACCAUUGAAUGGGAAUAA
Molecule: messenger RNA, 1611 nt
Organism: Synchytrium microbalum
Lineage: Eukaryota; Fungi; Chytridiomycota; Chytridiomycetes; Synchytriales; Synchytriaceae
Gene: GUA1
Product: GMP synthase (glutamine-hydrolysing)
Exons: 10
Coding region: 1-1611 (536 amino acids)
Biological process (GO): GMP biosynthetic process
Cellular component (GO): cytosol
Molecular function (GO): GMP synthase activity; GMP synthase (glutamine-hydrolyzing) activity; ATP binding
Source: RefSeq, a predicted model, not a curated record